This is a messenger RNA of Osmia lignaria (orchard mason bee), 2318 nucleotides long. Its product is annotated as putative RNA polymerase II subunit B1 CTD phosphatase RPAP2. The record is from RefSeq and is a predicted model, not a curated record. Gene Ontology annotation, cellular component: cytoplasm; nucleus. Gene Ontology annotation, molecular function: RNA polymerase II CTD heptapeptide repeat phosphatase activity; RNA polymerase core enzyme binding. Lineage: Eukaryota; Metazoa; Arthropoda; Insecta; Hymenoptera; Megachilidae.
CGCCGUACUUGAUUCUUAUAUCAAGUCCAUGAAAUUGAAAAUACAUAAUAAUCUUUCAGUAUAUGUAUAUUAUCGUUUUAAAAUAAAAUGAUAGCUUUUAUAAUAUACUUGAUCUUAAAUUUAACUCUGAAAUUCGAUCGAGAAAAUUGAUUCUAGAAUUUCCUAAUUCUUGAAUCAGAUCUACUGAAAUGCGAUCUUAAAACGUAAUGUCACAUCUGUCGAGUACGUUUUGUUAUGAAUGAUAGAUUUAGCAUCAGUUCUUUAAUAAUUAUUGUUUAAAAAUGGAUAGGUCUACUCUAAGAGAAGAAAUCCUUGAAAGAAAAAAGGUGAAGAAAAAACUUAGCAAGGCACAAAUGCAGUUAGCAAUAAUUAAGAAAAAACAAUGUGAUGCUAAAGCUCUUACAAUUGUUGAACAACUUUUAGAACCUAAAAUAGAUUCUGACUGGCUUUUAGAUAAUCUAAAACAUAUUAACAAAAGUCAUAUGGAAGAUGUGAUUGAAGAAAGAGGAAUAACCAAAUUAUGUGGUUAUGUAUUAUGUAGUAACGCAUUAAAAACUAUCAUUGAACAACAAUAUUAUAUAUCAACAAAAAAGAACAAAGUUUAUGAUGUAACCAAACGUAAAAAUUUUUGUAGUUCACGUUGUUAUGGAGCUAGCAAUUAUCUUUUACAACAAAUGCUUACAAGUCCUCUUUGGUUAAGAGAUAAAGAAGAAAUACCAGUCUUUAAAGUAUUGCCAGCUAAAGAUGAAUUAGAAAAAAGCAUACCUGGAGAUGAGAUUCAGUUCAAUGACACAAUUGUAAUAUUAAAUUCUGAUAACAAAGAUGAACCAGCAGAAUCUAAUACAGAAGUUGAUGCACAUGAUGAAGAGAAUGCAGUAGAAAAUUCUGAAACAGUUAAUACAUACAUAGAAUUAAACAAUAGUGAAAUGCCAAGUGUUUCUAAAGAAGAGAGUUCAAAAAAUUUGGAUGAAUUUGGAGAUAUAAAAGAUGUACCCAUUGAUUCCAAGGGUAUGAUUGAUAAUGUUAAACAAUGCAUGGAUAAUAAUGAUGAUGAUAAAAAAAUGUUUACCUUAGAAAAUAGUAUUAUACUAGAUGAUUCUAAGAUUGAUGAUACAAACAAUUUAAGUGAUACUGUUUCUAUAAAUAAAGAUGCGGAUCAAAGUGUAAAAAAUGAUCAAGAAAAAAAUAAUGUAACUAUCAGUAAGCAAGAUACAAACAUUAGUAAUGAUGGUGCACAAAAAAUGGGAAAAAUUCAACAAAAUAAGCCUAAACGAAAAAACGUUACUAAAGAUAAGCAAUCGAGUGAAUUUUAUAAUCUUGCAAUGAAUAUUGAACAUAGUAUAAAAGGGUGGAUUACAGAAGAUACAAUUUCUUUAUUGUCAGGCGAAGAAGAUACUAAAACUCGAUUAUUGGAAAAUAUAAUACAACAUGAUAGAUACUUGCACUUAUGUAAAAAAUUAAAUAAGUUACAACUGGAAGAUGAAAAAGAUGAUAAUACAGACGUAACAAAGAAUACUUUAAAACCUUUGCCACACUUGUCUGUUCUUCAAGAAGAAGGACAAAAAAUGGAAUUAAAAGUACGGGCAUUCUACAAGGGCAGUACGAUUGUAGAAGAUCCUAAAAAUACUGCAAAAGAUGUCGAACAGGGUAGUGACUUGGUUCCCGUAUUACCUUUGAUAGAUUCACAUGCACCGAAAGCGCUUCGACGUCGAAUCUUUCUAGAUAAACUUAAUAGAAUAUUACCUGAUUUAUUAAGGGCGUUAGCGAGUAAUAAACUGCCACAGUAUAUUUACAGCAAUGAAAAGAGUGCUUUAAUUAAAGCACUAGUUAAUACUUUUUCAUUAUCAGCCACAAAUAUUAUUUUUAAAACUGCUGAAUGGACUCUUGUGGGUCUUGUUAUUAUUAAAAUGUUGAGUAUGAUAGAUCCACAGUUGAAAUUUUUAUUAUCAAGUAAACAGGCAUCAAUGUAUAUUUCGAUGAUUUUGAUGUCAUAUAAAUUAGAUCCAAACUAUUUGAACCGAUUAGUGAUGGAAUUGACUAAUAUAAAAAUAUCGAAUAUCGAUAAUACUACAAAUCUAUAAUCUAUUUUAUAUUAUGUGCACUAUUUAUUCUUCACAAAUAAAAAUGAACCUGGUGUAGGUACACCGGUAAGAGGAGAAGGUGGACAAUCUAGCCCUAAUGUGUCCAUCUGAGCUGCUGUUGUUAACUGCUCUUCUGUAGAACGGCUUCCAAUUUUAUCACGUAAAGCUUCAUAAAGAUUAUGUACAGCUUCAUUAUGCUUAAAUAAUAAAACGUAAUUAUAGAUGAAAUAUAUUUUA